AGAGAAGGGAAAGGGAAAGUGAAUGGGGACGGUGCAGCUAGUGGUGUGUCCUGAACGUCAUAUGGGCCGCCAGGCUGCCAUUGGCUCCACUCCGCUCACCAGACAGAUUGUUAUGACCGCUCGCCUGUCUGCGCUGUAGGAAUAGAUCUGUGCAGGAUGUGACCUAAUAAUUUAACAAACAAUGUAACGCGGCGGCUGCGGAGCGGAAUCGACAGCAAACUCGUAUAUAUAUUUUUAAAUAAUACCUUUCCAGAAAGCAGACCUCAGACGGUGCUGAAUGCUGUAGCUUGACUGGUGAUUCCAGUGUAGACCCACGCCAGGAAGUCCCCCGGCACCAAAUGCCAAGGAUUGAAGAGAGCUGCUGGACCUACAGCUACGCCCGGGCACAUAGGUCUGAAAGCAUCUCCACCAGCACGCUACUGGUGGCAAAGGUCCACGAAAUGAUGACCAUCCUCACCUCGGUCCUGGCGGCUGCCUACGGCUCCCUCGCCAGCGCCAAAGCCAUGAACUUACUGCGGCGGGGAUUAGUGCUCUUCACCGUGGGAGUCUUCCUGGCCCUCGUGUUAAACUUGCUGCAGAUCCAGAGACACGUCACCUUGUUCCCCGAAGAAGUAAUCGCCACAAUCUUCUCUUCCGCGUGGUGGGUGCCACCUUGUUGCGGCACGGCUGCAGCCGUGGUGGGUCUGCUGUACCCUUGCAUCGACAGCCAUCUCGGAGAGCCGCACAAGUUCAAACGGGAAUGGGCGAGCGUCAUGAGAUGUGUAGCAGUCUUUGUUGGCAUCAAUCACGCCAGUGCUAAAUUAGAUUUUGCCAAUAACAUGCAGUUGUCGAUGACUCUGGCUGCCCUCUCACUGGGCCUAUGGUGGACCUUUGAUCGCUCUAGAAGUGGAUUUGGACUUGGCCUUACAAUAGCCUUCGUGGCAACCUUGGUCACUCAACUGUUGGUGUAUAACGGCAUCUACCAGUACACUUCACCGGACUUUCUGUACAUUCGCUCUUGGCUGCCUUGUAUAUUCUUCUCGGGGGGAGUGACCGUGGGAAACAUAGGAAGGCAGCUGGCUAUGGGAGUUACUGAGAUCAGACACAAGGAAUGCCUUGACAAGAUGCACAAGGAUUGAACAACGGACUGCAAUCGAUAGGAGUGAUGAUGAUUCCAGUGUAGAUGCUUUGUGUGCGAGUGAGCUCUUAUAUAGGCCGAUGCGAGCUGUGGGUCCAUAUAUGUUGGAGCCUGCGAUUUACUGCAUGAUAUUCAUAAAAGAGAACAUUUGCAAUCUGUGAUUGCCUUCGUAAAAUUGAUUUGUUUCUUAGUAUCAACGUUUUGUGUCUGCAAUCUACAUACCGAGUCUGAUGGGCACACAUCAUUUAAUCGAACAUGAUGUGCAACGCCAUUCCCACUGUCGCUGCACCAAACCUAAUUAGCAAGCAUUGGGUCGGAUUGACGGAAGUGCAGUGUGCACAAGCUUGUUGUAUACCCCUACUUUGUCUCCUUAUUUAUUUCUCCUUUUCAAGUUCAAAUGUAGCAUAAAAAUGCAGCCGGGCUUCCAUUCCUCUUUGUUCUGCAUGGGGAUAACGAGGUGACCCCUGCUUCCCUUUCUCCCAGCUCUUGUUUAGUACCUGCAAGUGUCAAUAAUGUUCGCCAGACUUUCCUCCCGUGCCACAGUUUGUGCAGACCAUGGACUUGUUUAUGUGCAGAGUUACAAUGGCAGGGAUGUGCACAGUGCCGAAUGGAAGGAAAUGACUUCCCUCCGACUGGGGUGAACCAGCAUCAGAGUGAAGCUUUGCGUCCACUGCUGCCUUCCACAGUAUACUGAAGCGGGGACACGAUAAAUCCAACGCUCUUGGCUGAAUGGGGCAUUGCCUGCCACCCUACUCAUAGAGUGAAGUGAUUAUUUUUAUUUUUGUAUGAUUAUCCAGUGUUCCAGAUCUGAACCAAUCAUCAUUUGCACGCUUGUCAAUAGGAUGAUUUAUCCGAUUUUGUACAUUAAAUGCAUUCUUAGUUUUCCUCCAUUCUCACUGUUCUCAAUAAAAAUGUUCAAGUAAUUAUCAAACAA
This is a messenger RNA of Leucoraja erinaceus (little skate), 2051 nucleotides long. It is a transcript of the gene insig1, whose product is annotated as insulin induced gene 1. The record is from RefSeq and is a predicted model, not a curated record. Lineage: Eukaryota; Metazoa; Chordata; Chondrichthyes; Rajiformes; Rajidae. Gene Ontology annotation, biological process: SREBP-SCAP complex retention in endoplasmic reticulum; cholesterol biosynthetic process; cellular response to insulin stimulus. Gene Ontology annotation, cellular component: endoplasmic reticulum; SREBP-SCAP-Insig complex. The transcript is spliced from 6 exons. Bases 339 to 1118 code for a protein of 259 amino acids.